GUGAGUAUGAGGAAGUAUUUGGAAGUGUAUAUGGGGUUAGACAUUGACAUGAACAUAUUGUACUAAGCAAAUGGUUCAAGUAAUUGAAUAGUGGUAGUGUAAUGUUCCAAAGUUUUAUUAAGGGUACCACCAAAAUUAAUCUACACCAUAAAGAGAUUAGCAUGACAUGUUAUAAGGUCAUGGCUGACUAAUACAGACAACAAAGACAUUUAUAAAUCUCCUUAAAUUUUAGGAUCAACACUUACAGCUUGAAAGAGUUUCAAGAGAGAUUCGUCACGUGCCACAGAACAAAUACCCGAAUUGAACAAAUGUCCUUUGUAACGAGGAAAUAUACCAAGAAUGAAUACUAGAAGGAAUAUACAAUAGAGACUACCUUCUCCGCUCAAUGGUACGUAUGACAGUCCAUUCACAAGAUUAAGCUUGCAGAAAGCAUUAGAUUUGUUCUUUAUGCAUUAAAAGGAUGAAUAUUACAAUUAAAAUAGCAUACUUUGCUUGAAGUAACCUUCGAUUGCUCUGGUGAACAUGUUACAAUACCUUGAUGAACAUCUCGAAAUACAGUCUAAGGUUUUGACAAUAAGUAGCGACAGAGGGCAGUUGAUAACCUUUCCUAAAUGGGAAAUAUAAAAAAUGCAGCCAAAGUGCGAGUGCGUGCACACGACAGCCGCACAAACGGCCAACGGCUUACCCACUAGCAAUCAACCACACCACUUAUUGAGAUACGUGUACCAUAAAAAAACGAGGAGAUAUAAUAGAGUAAUAGACGAUGAGAAUACAGGAUGCUUCAAAACCACCUUUUCAACAAUUCCAAUGAGAAGGAUUAGAAAUCUUCUCUUCCUAAUCACUCACACAACACAUUCAAAUUUCUAUUACACUUCCCCUUCUACUUCCACUUCCACUUCCAAUUCCACUCUCAUUCUCAUUCUCUAUUCCGCCAUGAAUUGUUUGCCCACGGAAUUUGAAUUGUACAUUCCCCUUUCCCCCUUCCCCCCCUAUUCACUCACCUUUCCCCCACAGAAUAAAGCACAAGGCUCAUAUUCCAAUCUCAGAUGAAUCAUACAAACAAUCAAAUACAACCACAUAGACAGACAUACUUGAAAAGAAGCAAUAAAUCCCAACUAAAACCGUCCGGUUUCACUCCUUGCAUAUCUAAUAGAAAGCUCUGCUUGCUCUUCUUCAUUGUACUCCCGCCCGAAUUUGCAACCCGCAAGAGGAAUUCCGGACACCCCAAGAACCGGAAUUCAAUUUUUUUCUCGUAUUUAUCUCCUUUUUCUACAUAUACGUCCUGCAUGCGUGAAACCCAAAAUCUAAUUAAUUGACUCGUAUACAAAAAUCUAACCGAGGAAAAAAGGGUUGUUCAGCACGUGACACACAAUAGCAGGAAAUUUUUUUAAAACCUAAAUAUUAUCUAAUCUUUUAAAUAUCCCUUAAAAUCGAAAACCCAAACUUAAAUGAGGCCAUUCCCUAGUAUUUGGUAGUAGGAAAAUAUAUUGAAUAUAAUCAUCUGAUAACUGAUUUGAUCGUUGAAUGCAUGCAUCGUACUCUUUUUUUCAUUUUUUUUUAUGUUACCCUUAAUUGGUGAACCCAUCAAUAAAUUUUGGGCAUGUCACGUGACACCCACCCACGAGUUUUACUAUAUGCCAAGCAAAGAUUGCCAACAAAAGAAAAGAAAGGAAAAGAUAAUAAAAUAAAAAGUAAUAAAUUCCAAUCCGGGGAAUUAUCCUUAGAUCCGGGCCUCGAAUGAGAACAACCGGUAGCAUAAAGAAGAGGGUUACUCAAUAGGUGACCAUAGUAUAUAGCCUGUCAUUAACGUGACAUAAUCAGUUAUAAAAGCUGAGAUAUAUCUACCAUUGAGAGCUCCAAUUGCCUCUGUAUAAAACCAC
Messenger RNA from [Candida] anglica, 1880 nucleotides. Lineage: Eukaryota; Fungi; Ascomycota; Pichiomycetes; Serinales; Debaryomycetaceae. The record is from the annotation of a GenBank genome assembly.